Molecule: messenger RNA, 3403 nt
Organism: Thamnophis sirtalis
Lineage: Eukaryota; Metazoa; Chordata; Lepidosauria; Squamata; Natricidae
Source: RefSeq, a predicted model, not a curated record
GCUCCGUUCCCCAAGACCCUUCCAUGGGUAGCUUCAAUGCCGCAGGUGCCCUGGCGAAUGGGACCGACGAUGGAUAGCCCCCCCAAGCUGACAGGAGAAACGCUGAUCGUUCACCAUAUUCCGCUGGUGCAUUGCCAGGUCCCGGACCGGCAGUGCGGCGGCGGCGGCAGCCAGCGCAGCAACCCUUUCUUUCCCUCUGACCUGGGGGUCAGACGGACCAGUUCGCUCCCCGAGAGGACUCUCCUGCAGGCAGACUCGCUGGUCUACAGCAGCCUCCUCAGAGCUUCGGAAGAGGAGCCCGUGGGUGGGCAGAGCCCUUCCCACACACUGGCUGCCCCCGCAGCCCCCCGGCGGCAGAACCCCUUCCUGCAGAGGGACGGCGAGGCCUGGGAUCUCUCGGAGGAUGACCCGGGGAAGAAGUCCUUCCACCUGCACGAUGGCCGGUCCGCCUUCCGCCUGCACGAGCCGGCACUGCCUCCCUUCCAUCUGCACGGUAGCAGCCCUGUGGUGAGGCCUUGGGGUGGCAGCCACCGGAUGGACACGGUGGAAGGCUGCCCUGGCCUGGCAGCCGACGAGGAGUCUCAGGACAAGGGCCACCUAGCGACAGAAUGCAUGGAGCUGGAUGAGUAUAGCUGCCACCGUGGGGACUCCAACAGCCUCUCCCUGGAGCAGGAGUGGGCCAGUGAGUCAGACGACCUGAUGAACAAUCCAGAGGCCGUCCGCAGCCGGACAUGCAGCUGCUCCAACUCCGAACUGCAGCGCUGCCGGUGCUACAGCCUUUCGAGCCAGUCAGAGCCCCUGGACCAGCAGAUGGGCUACAUCAGUGACUCCUCCUGCAACAGCUCCGAUGGCAUCCUGGUCAACUUCAGCACCCUCUACCAGAGGCGCCACGGCCAGCCUCACACCAACCUGAACUCGGGCCCCUUGUCUUGCGACUCCUCUUCAGGCAGCCAGUCAGACAUGGCCGCCUUUUACCUCGACUUGCACUCCUCGUCACAGGAGUCAAAGUUGCCCGGAGAGCUGCAGGAUCUGGGGGGGGCGGGGAAGUCCUGCGGGUGCCACCACCCUUCUUCCCCUGUCCUGGAUGCCAACUGCAACUCCUACCCACCGCUCUGCGAUCCGUGCCCAUCCGAUGGCUCUGACCUGACUGCGUGCUUUCAAAGCCAGGCGCGGCUCGUGGUGGCCACCCAGAACUACUACAAGCUGGUGACAUGCGACUUGUCCUCCCAGUCCUCCCCCAGCCCUCCUGGCUCUUCCAUUACCAGCUGCUCCGAGGAGCAGGCCAGGAGCAGCCCCCUCCAGCCCACCGAGUAUUACCUCUUCCAGAGACCCGAGGAGAGUGACACGGAGGGGUCCCGGGAUGAGUCACAGGAGGAGUUGGAGAAGAACGCCAUCGAAGGGCAGGUCUACAUCAACGUCUCCCCGCCCAGCCUGGCUGGAGGCAGGCAGCGCUCACGGAGCUACGACCGCCACCUGGACCGCAGCCCCUCCAGCCGGCUGGGUUCCCUGGAGCGCAUGCUGAGUUGUCCGGUCAAGCUGAGCGACAGUCCCUCCUUGGCCCUCCAGAGCUCCCCUCCCAAGCGGGUCACCUCCUUUGCAGAGCUGGCCAAGGGCCGGAAGAAGAACGGCUCCUCGCCACCCAUUCGGACCAGCCGGGACUCGUCCCUGGAGUUCUCGCCCAUCCCUGAGGGACAGAGGGACAGCUCCGUAUUUCUGGAGAGUCAGGAGCGGCACAGCCAGAGCCUCCCACCCCUGCCCUUGGCACGCUCCGAAGGCGAAGAUGCCAGAAGAGCCCUCGGCUUCAGGGAGGUGCCCACCUGUGGGCGAGAGGGGGACGAACAGCUCUUUUUCUCUGCAGUGUCAGAGAUGGGGGCCGGUGGCAGCAGCAUCUUUGGCCAGAAGGACAUUCGAGCCCGAGCUGAUGGUGGCGCAGCAGAUGGCAAGGUGGUGCGCUACAGCAAGGACCAGCGCCCCACCACCUUGCCCAUCCAGCCCUUCGUCUUCCAGCACCACUUUCCCAAGCCGGCGAAGGGCCGGGCCCUGCACAGCCACUUGGCCUCCAGCCUCUCCCAACUCUACAGCCUUUCAGCUGCCACUGCUGCUCGCCCAGCCAGCCGAACCCUCUCCUCUGCAUCCCAGUCCUCCACCUCCACCGAGGGGCCUGUGGGGCAAGGCCAGCGUUCUGCCGAUGGGGCGGUUUCCCUAGGUGACGGCCAUGCCAAGAGUGGGCCGGGGCCCGAGACCACUCGCCUGUCCCCGCUGGGCAGUUACUCUCCGGUGCGUAACAACGUGCCUUUCUUCCAAAGCGGGGAGUCGUCCUCCUGCUCGCCCACCCCGGAGACGCAGCCCCCCCGCAGCAAGUCCUGUCCAGUCUCCGCCAACCUCCUGCCCAGCACCAGAGCUUCUCCAGCUGCUGGCAGCUGUGCCACCCAGGGGCGUCCAGGGGCCGGUGUCUCACACAAGCAGAGUGAGAGCCCCUCUCCGGUGGCCAAGAAGGAGGAACCCCCCGGCCUGCCUGCAUCACUGGCCAAGGACCGGCUCCCAGUUGGCUCCCUCCUGCCGUUGUUGUCUGGGGGCUGGAGCCUGGCCGGAGCGGAGACCCACAGUGAACCCCAAUGGAAGAUAGGGGGCAGCGAGGCUGCCAGCUUCAGCUCCUUGGGCGUUGGCAUCACCCGGCCUCUCAAUGCCAACCACCUGUCCCUGCAAGCUCUGAAGUGGCGAGAGUACCGGCGGAGGAACCCCCUGGGGCUGGACCGCGUCUCAGACCUGGCAGGGCUGACCGGAUGCCUGGACUGGAAGCCGCCGGAGAGCAGGACCCCCUGGAGGAACCCUCUGCUGGAGAUGCCGGUGGGCCAUUCCGGACCCAGACUCCACGGACCCGCAGUGAAAGAGCCACAGCAGAGCUUCCCCGACUUCUUCCCCGACUGUUUCUCCUUGGCCGAGAAGCCGCCGGCUGAGUUCUGUCUCUCCCCUGAUGGCAACACAGAGUCCGUCUCCGUGGAUCUGCUGCAGAAGAAGGGCCUCGUCAAAGCAAUCAACAUGUCCGUGGACCUCAUCGUGGCCCACUUUGGGACCAGCAGGGAUCCUGGAGUGAAGGCCAAACUGGGGAACAGCUCGGUGAGCCCUAAUGUGGGGCACCUCGUCCUGAAGUACCUGUGUCCGGCCAUUCGGGAUAUCCUGAGCGACGGGCUGAAGGCCUACGUGCUGGAUGUGAUCGUUGGUCAGAGGCGGAACGUCCCCUGGAGCAUCGUGGAGGCCUCCACACAGCUGGGGCCCUCGACGAAGGUCCUCCACAGCCUCUACAGCCGCAUCAGCCAGUCCCCGGAGCUCAGCAGCCACAGCAUGCGCUUCAAUGCCUUCAUCUUCGGGCUCCUCAAGUAAGCAGGGCUGCUUCCCCGCCCGU